Messenger RNA from Scatophagus argus, 2892 nucleotides. Its product is annotated as myelin protein zero-like protein 2. Gene Ontology annotation, biological process: cell-cell adhesion. Gene Ontology annotation, cellular component: membrane. The transcript has 5 exons. Lineage: Eukaryota; Metazoa; Chordata; Actinopteri; Scatophagidae. The coding region runs from base 953 to 1702 and encodes 249 amino acids. The record is from RefSeq and is a predicted model, not a curated record.
CAUCCACAGAGUAAGACAAUAAUCUUGAUGUUAGCUGAUAUUUUCAACAAAAACUAAUUAUCUCAGAUAUAAAGCUGAGGCCUGAGCUGACACACACACUCAGGUAAUGCAUCAACUCACACACACACCUUAUCUGUCAGAUUGAACUGCCUCUGAUAGUCAGAGCUCCCAAGUGUUUGUCAUGGUCUGAACAAUAAUCAUAUAGUGUGCUGAUGACAUCAAAAUAAGUCUUGACUACCCUGUGCACAUUGUGGCUCCUCGCUCUGCAGAUGGCCUGCUGUGUGCUUGAGGGUUCCCUUUAAUAAGGCUACACAUGGCUCUUGAUAUUAUUAGGAUAGCGCUCUCUCUAAAAAUAGACCAGGUGAUUUGCACUAGACAGCCCGCACAUAAACUUCCACUGACACUCAUACACACAUACUCACUGAGUUGCUUUAGAAUAAGGUUAGAUGUGCCUCAGUGAAGAAGACUCUGCUAUCCUGGGGAGAGGGACAUGUGAUCGGCUGACUCCUGAUGUGAUGCUGACCCUCUGCCAGACAGAAACUCAGCAUUAAGCAUGUCUUUGUCAGUGCAUGACUGUGUCUAUGCAGCCUGUGCAUGUGCAGUGUGUGUCACAUCUAACUCCAUUCUGGAGAGCUCCAUCUAUCAUUAUGCGGAAGAGCCACAUCGUUGCCAAUAUCCCUAUCCACUCUUCCAGUCCAUUCAUUUUCCAUCUAAUAGGUCUACCACGUACUGUAAAGAUUGAUAUAGUCCAUAUCCACAUAAUAUACAACAGACCAUCAAUUUUAUCCCUGUCUCAGCUGUGGUGGUGUAGCUAAAGUGGCUAUUAUUCAUUAAAUGUCAUAGAUUUGGCCUACUGAUCUGAAACUUUCAGGGCUUUCCGGAUGUAAUUACAGCUAUGUUUGAGUUCACUCACUAGCCACAUGUCUAAUGUAAUAUCUUAUAUUUUCAGCGCAUGGACCAACUUGUGGGAUUGACACCCAAAGUAAUAUACUGCAUGCUGCGGGUCAGUGGGAUGCAUAUAUAUACGGCUGGGGAUGUGGAGGCAGUCAAUGGAACGGAUGUUCGUCUGAAGUGCACCUUCCACAGUUCCUCUCCCAUCAAUCCCAGCAACAUCAUGAUCUCCUGGAGCUUCAGAUCCCUGAAACAAGGCAGAGAAGAAUCAGUGUUCUAUUACCAUCAGCGACCAUAUCCUCCACCAGAAGGCCUUUUCAGGAAGCGUGUCGCCUGGGCUGGUGAUGUCAUGGGUCGUGACGCCUCCAUCAUACUUCAACAGGUUAAGUUUACCUACAACGGCACUUACAUCUGCCAGGUCAAGAAUCCACCAGAUGUUCAUGGCAUGGCUGGAGAGAUUCGCCUCCGUGUGGUCACCACAGCCUCUUUCUCCGAGCUUCUCCUUCUGGCAUUGGCCAUCGGGGGCGGUGUUGCCGCUGUGGUCUUCCUUCUCAUCAUCAUUGUGUCCUGCAGGCGGUGCAAAAAGAGGAGACAGAGACAGCGGGAAGGGAACGAGGAAGCUCCCCGCAAAGAAAGAAAAGACCCCACUGCGUGCCACCCAUCUAGAGCCGUCCACCUCUACCUAUCAGAGACGUCCAUAGAGAUUGACAGUUCAGACGGCAUGAUCUCAGAUGCCAGUACCAAAGACUCAAGCUCCUCUGAGGAGGAGAGCCGGAGCUCAGAUGACGACGGCGGUAAUGACUCCGACUGAGGAGGUGGGAACAGACUUAGAGACAGAAACACUGAUGCAAAGCCAGUCAGGAAGCUCGCUGGAGGGAUGCCCAGAUGGCACCCAUGGAUUACGGUACGGGGUACUACCGAGUGGAAGCUAGACCAAGUGAGCGCUGCUGCUGUGUUGAAAACAAGCACAUUAUGCAGGAAUGGGAGAAAAGUGGAAAGAAAGUUCAGUUUUAAAGUUUCUGAGUAAGAAGAAAGAUUAGAGCGAUGCUUUUGAUGAAACUUUAAAACUGGAUCAAAAGUAGAGUAAUUUUACUUUUGAGAGAGUCCAGAAAUAUUCAAGAGAUAAGAAAUGCUGGAUAUAACCCACAGGGCUUCAGAAGUGAAAGGCACUGUAAUCCUGAAGCUGGCUUGGCUACUGGGAAAAAGGAUCAAUUUAUGUUCAAUAACUGUCUGUUGUUUUAGAGUUGAAUCUUGUUAAGUGUGGGAAGUCAAUACCAGCUGUGACAUGCAAUUGAAAGCAGUCAGAAUCAGUGUGUUUUCUGCCAUAAUGAGCCAUAUCAGGACCCUCUGCGGUUGAAUGACUUUUGUAAACUAUUUUCUGGUUGGCUUAAAGGGCAAAAUCUUGUAGAAUCUGUAGGGUCAGCUUUCAUACUUUAGUUUUAUACUUCAGAGUCACUGGGGAUAAUGCACGUCUCGCAUUUCAGUCAGUCGUGUACACCAUAACAAUACCUGCCAGUGUCAGAGCACUAGUCUUGUUAAAAGCACUUUUAUCCUCCAACUGAUGGGCUUAUGUCACAUUAGAUUACUUGGAUAAAAUAGCAUAAAUGUGAUGUUGCUGUCAUAAAAUGUGAAAGCCAAACAUUUGAUCAGUCAGUGAGCAACUGCAUGCCCACACCUGUCCUGCAUGCUGUGUGGGAGCACAAAGCCAGAUCUGAAAACCCUUUGAUUGCAAAAUGUCCUUGAGAGCCUGUUUUCUCUCUAUGCAUAUGUGAAUGCAUCACAUUUACUAACAAAUGAUUGUAAAUCCUGUCUUUUCUUCCUUUUCAUGGCUGAAUUUUGUACUUGUGAUGUAAUACCGAGCAGAUAGAUUUUUAUCUGUUUCUAUUUUUUUAGAUAAUGCCAUAAGUAUUUUGCUAUGUUGUUUCAAAUGUCUCUGUAUGUUUGUUUUAGAGCUUAUAUAUAUAUAAAAGAUGAUCUAAUAAAAAUACCUUCAAAUCUUGA